Messenger RNA from Nezara viridula (southern green stink bug), 3432 nucleotides. Lineage: Eukaryota; Metazoa; Arthropoda; Insecta; Hemiptera; Pentatomidae. The record is from the annotation of a GenBank genome assembly.
CAAAUAUUUUCAUGGGAAAAUGUUUAAUGAAUAUAUGCUUCUUUUUGUUUCCCCUUCCUUGCCUCUCAGGUUACACGGGAUUUUUCCCCGGUCCGCGAAAGGGGGGGGGGAGUUAUGCCGAGAUAAAAUUCCCAACCGGGUACCGGGAUUUGAACUCGAAAUAUUUUAAACAUCUCGGUUUUCAGGUUGACAGGAUAACGAAGCGCGGUGCUGUGCACUGGCAUUAGCCCACUCGGCCACUCACCCAAUUAAAUUUCUACUGAUAAUGAUCUAUGAUCUAGACUUCUGUCCAUUUACCCUGACUAUUUCUUAUAUGGAUUUAAUGCCUGCUGUAAGGUUUCUUGAAACAUUCUAAGCUAUUAGCGCCUUCCAUAUUUCGUCCCUUGUCGGAGUCAAAUGCUGAUCCGAAGGCCAAAUAAGACGAGAUACAUAUUAUUAUCCCAAUCCUAGGAUAUUUUUCAGUACAUUUCUGAGGGUGAAUAUGUGAUCCGGUGUUUGUCAUUGUGGUCGGAAACCUGCUUGCUCCUCUCUUUUGAGUGGCUCCACCAGAGAUCUCAGUCUUUUUUCAAGGAUGAAUGUAUUUUUAUAUCACUGGGGGUAGGCAAAUGAGCCUGUAGUUGUAGCAUUCUGCAUGACUACCUUUCUUGUGUACGGGAUGUGUAUAUUUCUAUCCUACAGAAAUCGUCUUAUUUUCUCAGGCUUUUUAAAAAAGUAUUGGAGAUAUCUCACUAGAUCCAUUCCCCAUAAUUUAUGAACUCUCUAUUUUGUUUUCCUUGUCUUCAUUUUUUCGAUAGCUCGUUCAAUGUCGUCUUCUUCUAUCAACUUACGAAACUCAUUCUCGUUCUAACGUGUGUUCACGGGAUACAGUUUUAAAUUGCUUUUCGUAAUUCUCCUCCAUACCUUCUGGAUGAAAUUACUUUCAGCGACUAUUUUCUAGUACUCAUUCUAAAUAUUUCUUAUUUCUUUACUUUUUCGCUCUCUCAAUGCACUGGUUCUAUACCAGAAUAAGUUUAUAUUUUCACCAUGAUACUGGUUCAAUUUCUCUCUAAAUUCUUCAAAAAAUUAAUUUUUUUAACGUUACCUUGGUCUUGUUCCUUCCGAAUACAUAUGUCGGCCAUUUUUCUGAGGGUUUGUUGUUACAAUGGUUUUAAUUUUUCACUUCACCAAAUAGUACUUGCCGGAAGCAAUGUACAAAUGUCACUCCACCUUGUUCAGUGGACUAAAAUCCUUUGUUUGCAGACUAUUGUGUUUUUGUUUUUAUGAAUGCUAUAUGAGCAUGUCAUUGUACUCACAAAAUUCUAUUAUCAGGCGCCCGAUAAUUUUUUUUACGUUCUCGCCUUCGUGAGGAUCCAUCCCAUCACACCAUGUGGUGAUCGACUGACUGUGCAUUGAAAUUUCCAGUAAUAAGAAUACUCCAAUUAUUAUUUUUGUUCUUAACCACAAUACGCUCCAGGUCUCCAUAAAACUGUUCUUUAUCUUAAAACAUAGUUAUGCCAAAUUGAACAAUUAUAUAAGUAGGUAUGUUUGUAAAAAAAAAACCUAUAAUCACAAAAUGACAACACAAACUUCACACAUUGUGAGAAUCUUUCAAUUAACAAAGACAAUUGCAGAAACAGCUGAGGCAUCUUCCCCUUCUAUAUUUCGUCACUGGUUUCUGCAGCUUUUUAAAAAACAUUUUGAGGUUAAACUGUGGCUUUUUAGCUUCACUAUUUCUUGUGGAUUACUUCCUACCUACAUGGGUUACUCCUUCCUCCAAAAGUCUUGUAGGAUACAAGUUUUCGAAUAACUAGUGAUUUUUGAUUUAAAGUUAAUCAUUGAAACCGCGUUUGGCAUAUUUUUGAAGAAUUUUUAUGCGUAUAUUAUUACUUUUAAUUACUAUUAGUUCGUUGCAGUAUUUGCCCAAUUAAGGAAAUACAUCCAUCUGGAAGUAUAUGCUGGCGCUGACUUCAUUAGUGUUCAGUAUUGGAACUAAUUUUUCUAUAACCUGAGUUUAAGAUUUAUUUUGACAUCCUAUCAGUUUUAUCUUAUACAGAUUUACUCUAUGAUGUCUCUUAAAUUAUUUAAUACCAACAUCAUCAGACUAGGUAAUCAGUACGGAUCUAUUCUCAGUGAUGGAAUUUUCAAAACGAACAAUGGAAUAUUAUUUAAAGUUUAUGGUGCAUCUAUCACUAGUAAAGCAUUUAGAGAAGUAAAAAAAAAACCGGCCCCAUAUCCUUACAAAGAGAAACCUUAUGGUCCAAUCAGAAGUUUAUUUGAUAGAACAAUUUCUAGGUUGGAUGAAAAUUCUAAAAUUAUUGUUGUUGAAGGAUCAAUAGCUGUUGGUAAAACUAAAUUUGCCAAAGUACUAGCUGAAGAGCUGGAUUUUUAUCAUAUCGAAGAUGCAAAUAUGGAUAUAAGAUACAUAAAUUCAUAUGGCGAUGAUUUGCGGCAAUUGGAUAGUCAACUACCUUUAUCAGUGCAAAGUUAUGAUGAAAAAAAGUUUUGUAAAGAGCCUAAACAUCUGAACACUGCAGCGUUUCAAGUGUGGAUGUACAAACUGCGAUAUUCAUUGUAUAUUGAUUCUCUUGCUCAUUUGUUGAGUACAGGACAAGGAGUUGUCAUAGAAAGAUCACCUUGGAGUGAUAUAGUUUUUCUGGAAGCAAUGUUUAAGAGUGGUUAUGUUAGUAAAAAUGCCAGAAGGGGAUAUCUGGAAGUUAGAAAAAAUACCAUCCGAGAACUUCUGAGACCACAUUUAGUAAUAUUCCUUGAUGCUCCUGUAAAUAAGAUUAAAGAGAAGAUCAAACGUCGUGCUCUUAGUCAUGAGCAAAACUCUCCAGCACUUACUGAUCAGUACCUUCAGGAUUUAGAAGAUAUAUACAAGACAGAAUACCUCGCAAAAGUUAGUUCAUAUGCUGAGUUACUGAUGUACGAUUGGUCUGAAGAAGGUGAUGUUGAAGUUGUUGUUGAGGAUAUUGAAAGGAUUGACUUUGAAGGCUACACUGUGUAUGAUGAAAAGUUUACUGAUUGGUUUAUUGGCAAAGAACAGAACUGGGCUGAAGCAAGAAACAGAUAUGCAGACAAAAAAGGUCAAUUGAUGCAUGGUUUAAACGUUCCAUUCCUUGAUGCACCUGAGCUAAUAGCCCCUGGUGAAGAUAUGGCCACAUACUAUAAUGUUGUGAAUAAUUCUCCUCAAUUCCGCUAUUCAGAGGGAUUUGAUCCUGCUCGUGAUUCGAAUCUUCUAUUUAAACUGUCAGGUUCAAAGUAUGUGAAGUACUGAAAUGUUAAUAUUGUAUUUAAAAAUUAAUUAAUUUGAAAUACAAGUAAAUUGUAUAUAGAAACAUGAAAAUAAAUAAUAAGUUGUAAGGAUGCCAUUAUCUCUUCCUUCUAAUAUUUUGUUAAUUUAUUUAUAGAAUUGAGUAAUAAAAGUUUAUUUUUUAUUUGUUGGAAAAUUUA